CCUCCUCCUCUUCUAGACUUAGACUUCGGGGUCUCCUUCAUCGCGCCUCUCUGCUGGCCUCACCCUUCUGGCCCAAAGCAGAGGACGGCAGGCAGUCACGUUUCUGCUGCAUUGAUCCCCCAAAGAAGACUGGAUUGCUGCUGAGCCGUCCUCAACCAGUUGCAGAACUUCGUCCCCUACUCAAUAAUCGGUAUCCAGAUAGGAGUCGGCACACACACUCUCUCUCUCUUCCUCUUUUUCCUGGUGGAACGCGUGCGCAGACAGGAAUAGCCCCUCUCCGCCUUUCACCUUAUCCCACACGAAAGCCUCUUCGUUCAGAAUUCUGUUGGUUAGAUUAGCAGACAUAUAGUUACAUUUCUGAGUUGCUCAAGUCAAAGAGGCCCACAUGGAUAAGAAGAGAGUUGCUGUUCCCCUUGUUUGCCAUGGCCACUCCAGACCAGUCGUUGACUUGUUUUACAGUCCAGUUACGCCCGAUGGUUACUUUCUCAUAAGUGCAAGCAAAGAUUCUAGUCCUAUGUUGAGAAAUGGGGAAACAGGAGACUGGAUUGGCACCUUUGAAGGGCAUAAAGGUGCUGUAUGGAGCUGCUGUCUUGAUACUAAUGCCUUACGUGCUGCAUCAGGUUCAGCUGAUUUUACCGCCAAGAUCUGGGAUGCUCUCACUGGGGAUGAAUUGCACUCCUUUGAGCAUAAGCAUAUUGUUCGGGCUUGUGCCUUUUCAGAGGACACGAAACAUUUGCUUACAGGAGGAUAUGAGAAAGUACUUCGAAUUUUUGAUCUGAAUCGGCCUGAUGCAGCACCAAGAGAAGUGGACUAUUCUCCUGGUUCUGUCAGAACUGUAGCAUGGCUUCACAAUGAUCAGACUAUAUUAAGUUCUUGCACUGAUAUUAGUGGUGUUAGGUUGUGGGAUGUCAGGAGUGGAAAGAUUGUACGUACAUUGGCAACUGAGUCCCCAGUAACAAGUGCUGAAGUCAGUCGUGAUGGGCAUUACAUAGUUACUGCUGAUGGUCAUAGUGUCAAAUUCUGGGAUGCAAAUCAUUUUGGUGUGGUAAAGAGUUACACGAUGCCGUGCACAGUAGAGUCAGCAUCGCUUGAACCAAAGAAUGGGAGUACGUUUGUUGCUGGGGGAGAAGAUAUGUGGCUUCACCUUUUUGACUUCCAUACUGGCGAGGAAAUAGCAUGCAACAAAGGACAUCACGGACCAGUUCACUGUGUGCGUUUUUCACCUGGUGGUGAGUCUUAUGCUUCGGGAUCAGAAGACGGAACAAUCAGAAUCUGGCAGACAGCACCAACAGGCAUCGAUGACAAUGGCACGUGCCUAGCCAAUGGAGCAAAUGACAAGCUGAAGGUUGGUGCUGCCGAAGCUUCAGAGAGCAUUGAGGGCUUCCAUCUUUCUGGAGAUAGGCAGGUGGAAGGAAAGGCAGAUAAGCUAAACGGUGCAUAAACCAAUGAUGGUCUUUUUUGCUGUUUGAUCUUUUUGUCAUGAUCAUAUCAUUUUUUUUUAGUCCUUCAUAUUCAUCCUUAUCUACGUAUGAGCCAGCUAAAACAUUUUAGUUUGCUCUUGUAUGGGGUGUUCAAAAACCAUUUUUUGUUCAUGUUUCCCCCAUUCCACCACCUUUUCCCUCCACCCCCACCCACCACAUCUCGUUCAAAUAAUAUGGUUCCUUAUAGCAGCUGGGUGUUCAUAUAGCAAGUCUGGUAGGAAGUCGCCCGUCUGUGUAACAUUCUUUUGAUCGAUGAGAGAUCCCCUUCUCCUAUCUUUUCUA
Messenger RNA from Nymphaea colorata (pocket water lily), 1763 nucleotides. RefSeq lists its product as uncharacterized. Gene Ontology annotation, cellular component: SMN complex. Gene Ontology annotation, biological process: spliceosomal snRNP assembly. The transcript is spliced from 9 exons. The coding region runs from base 386 to 1441 and encodes 351 amino acids. Lineage: Eukaryota; Viridiplantae; Streptophyta; Magnoliopsida; Nymphaeales; Nymphaeaceae. Gene Ontology annotation, molecular function: RNA binding; protein binding. The record is from RefSeq and is a predicted model, not a curated record.